AGGAAGGAAGGUGUUUUUCAGCUGCUGACUUUUAUUCAGAUUUUUCUCAAUGAAUAAAAUUUUUAAUGUCUAACAAAGGAAAGAAGAAAAGGAAGCUGAUUAUUUGAACCCUUUUCCUUUUAUCUGGACGAAUGGCGGCUUUAAGUACGAGCCUCCCUGCCAACAGCACCUUCAUGCACAGAGACCCAAACCAAACGUCUUCAUGCAGCUAUGAAGAUGACUUCUCUCGGGGGGAAGUCUACGUCAUGAUUUCUAUCCUGGGAAUUAUCUUAAACUCAUUUGUGCUGAUCGUUCUCUGCCUCCACAAGAAGCCCUGCAGUGUCCCAGAGAUCUACCUGAGCAACCUGGCUGCAGCCGACCUGGUUCUGAUGUUCUGCAUUCUCCUCUGGGCUGUUCUUAUUUUCCGUGACUAUGACUGGGAUUUCGGCUCUUUCAUGUGUAAAGUGUACCGUCAGACUUAUAGGAUAAACUAUACCUGCAGUGUUUACCUGCUGGUCAUGGUUAGCAUCGAUCGUUAUCUUGCUGUGGUGCACCCACUGUCCUGUAUGAAUAUCCGAGAGCCCCUGUAUGCUAAACUGGGCUGUGCUUUGGUUUGGUCUCUGGGCUUCUUCCAAAACAUUUCCUACUUCAUCUACAGUGAAACCAAAACAGUAAAAAAUAACAUUACCACUUGUUCAUUUAGUUUCCCAGUUGAUACCAUGCUGAGAGUUCGCUUAAUGUCUGUGGUGUUAACCUUCAUCAUCCCCAUCAUCAUCAUCUCCUUUUGCACCGUCAUGAUUUUAAAGACUCUCAGACGCAGGUUAUCCAACAGCCUCCAGCAAACAGACCAUAAAGCCACCACCUUGGUCCUGGCCUGCCUCCUGGCCUUCCUGGUCUGCUGGGGUCCCUACCAGCUGACGGAGAUAAUGAGGUGGUUACAUGGGGUCAGAGUUCUGACAGGGUGCAGGAGCCUCACUGUCAUCAGGGUUUGCCUGGAUAUCUUCUUAUACUUGGGCCUUUUCAACAGCAUCAUCAACCCUGUUCUCUACAUCAUCGUUGGAAAUAACUUCAGGAUGAAGAUCAGGGAGCUGUGCAAGGGGAGAGAAGAAGAGAGCACCUCAGGGUUUAAUGAAAUGACUGAAGCCACCUGGAGGCAUAAUGUUGAUCAGAAAUCCUUAUGCUGCGUUCACACCGAAGGCGUUCUGGGUGUCAGAAACGCUUAAACGCAGAAAUCUGGACUCUGGAUCAAACUGUGGUCCAGUUGCUUUG
Cyprinodon tularosa is the source of this 1248-nucleotide messenger RNA. Its product is annotated as B2 bradykinin receptor-like. Bases 132 to 1202 code for a protein of 356 amino acids. Gene Ontology annotation, biological process: G protein-coupled receptor signaling pathway; neutrophil chemotaxis; immune response. NCBI's taxonomy places the organism in Eukaryota, Metazoa, Chordata, Actinopteri, Cyprinodontiformes, Cyprinodontidae. Gene Ontology annotation, molecular function: bradykinin receptor activity. The transcript is spliced from 2 exons. Gene Ontology annotation, cellular component: membrane. The record is from RefSeq and is a predicted model, not a curated record.